Messenger RNA from Colletotrichum karsti, 1701 nucleotides. RefSeq names its product major facilitator superfamily transporter. Gene Ontology annotation, cellular component: membrane. Gene Ontology annotation, biological process: transmembrane transport. Gene Ontology annotation, molecular function: transmembrane transporter activity. Lineage: Eukaryota; Fungi; Ascomycota; Sordariomycetes; Glomerellales; Glomerellaceae. The record is from RefSeq and is a predicted model, not a curated record. The transcript is spliced from 3 exons. The coding region runs from base 1 to 1701 and encodes 566 amino acids.
AUGGAAGGAUACUCGAGGCUUCAGGUGCCUGGCACCUCUCCGAGGCCCGGCGAAGCAUCGCCAUCAUUCGCGCAGACCACCGCCGAGUUCAACAUGGACAGCGACCUCGAUCUCGACGAUGCGGAGGAAGACUUGCACCUCCACGAAGCAGAGCUCGGCAACGGCCAUGCAUACGAGCUCAAGCCCCUGAGGAAGUCACCCACGGAAGCUGAAGAUGAAUGGGCCGCUGAUGCGCCAUUGCAAAGGCGCAUGAGCUCCAGUACCGUAGCGAGCUUCCAACUAUAUACUCCGGAUGAAGAGGCUGCCGUUGUACGCAAGCUCGAUCGACGACUGGUGUUGUUCGUGGCGCUGCUGUUCAUGCUGAGCUUCCUGGAUCGGUCAAACAUCGGCAACGCGCGCAUAGCUGGCAUGGAUGAGGACCUACAGUCUAAGCCGCCAUGGGACGGAUGGUACCAGUGGACUUUGACGUCCUUCUACAUUUCGUAUAUCGCAUUCGAAUGGAUGUCGUUGCUGUGGAAGCUCAUCCCAGCCCAUAUCUACGUCUCCCUAAUCGUUCUGUCAUGGGGCCUGACGGCUUCUCUGCAGUCGAUAGCCGUCAACUAUCCCGCUCUCAUCGUCUUGAGGAUUAUGCUGGGUAUUGGUGAGGCAGGAUUCACGGGUAUCCCUUUCUACCUGUCCUUCUUCUUCAAGAGGGACGAACUAGCCUUGCGCACAGCCAUAUUCAUAUCAGCCGCGCCCCUGGCAACGACAUUCGCAUCAUCUCUGGCUUGGCUGAUUCUCAAAUUCGCCGAAUACGGGCCCAUCGCCCCUUGGCGGCUGCUCUUCCUAGUUGAAGGCUUCCCUUCGGUUCUUGUGGCUGUAGCCGCCUGGCAUAUCAUACCUGACUCCCCCGAAACGGCGUCAUAUCUCACCGCGCGGGAGCAGAAGGUGGCACAACUCCGAUUGCGGAACGAGAAAUCGCACCAGAAGAGCGGCAAGAAAGUUCGCGGUCUUGAGGGCCGCGAGGUGGCUGCCGUUCUCUGCGACCCCAUAGCCUGGCUGACCGCCGCCAUGUUCUUCCUUACCAACAUGGCGUACUCGUCCUUACCGGUAUUCCUACCCAAGAUUCUUACCGAAAUGGGCCACUCUCGCUUAGAGUCCCAAGCACUCAGCGCACCUCCUUACUUCCUGGCCUUCCUCGUCGUCAUGUUGACAGCAUACUUGUCGGACCGAUCUCAGAACCGGUCUGUUCCCAUAGUACUCCACGCUCUGGCGUCAGCCGGCGGGUACGCCGCACUCACGUUAUCAGAGCCAUUGGGUCUGCCUCCGGCACUGCGGUACUUGGCCAUAUAUCCCGCCGCCAUCGGAUUCUUCAACGUCGUGACGCUCACCAUUGUAUGGAGCAUCAACAACCAGGCGUCCGAAAGCAGACAAGGUGGUGGGUUCGCCCUGAUGCAAAUCAUUGGGCAGUGCGGACCGCUCGUAGGUACGAGGUUGUACCCUGAUCGUGACGCUCCUUUCUAUGCGUCCGGUAUGCAAACCUGCGCAUGCGCGAUGCUAGCCGUAGCCGUGCUGGCGCUAUCUUUGAGAUUCUACCUCAGUUAUCUCAAUCGAAAAGCCGAUGCGGCGUCGGCGGAUGGCGGUGAUACAGAAGAAGACCUAGGUCUCGUUGCCGGCAAGCGCUCAGCCAUAGCCAGCGACAACUUCAGGUACAUAUUGUGA